UUUUAAUGAUUUAGCUUCUCGCUACAAUCCUAUAGUGUGGGGCAUCGUUGGAGAGGUCUUUUAAAACGAAUGUGGGUCUUCAACAACCAUUUUUAAUAAAGUAAACGUUUUAGUAACAAAAAAAAAACAUUGAAAAUUAGAAAAGGAAAAUCGUAAAAGUAGAGCUUUAUAAAGUUAUUGAUCAGGUUAGCCGUUUUAGAGUUAUCGCAAAAAAUCUCCCCUUCCUAGUAAAAAGCCGUACAAAGAGCACGAAGAUUCUUCCUUUUGCUUGUUAUAUGCAUGAUAGUUACUAAUAGCCCCCCGUUUAAGGCAGCAUAUUGUGACGGACGGAUAAAUACGGAACCCUUCACAAAGCAUGGCCCGACAUACUCUUGGGCGGUUUUUUGAAGGUAAUACAUUCAGAUAGGGAUAUUUCUAUUGUUUAAAUAUUAGAAAUCUACAUAGUUUUUACGUCUCGGAAAAUGCAAUAAGAUAAGUACAGUAUGAAUUGGAUUGUAUCGGAAUACUAUGCGUAUAUUGUCUAAGCAUUAUUAAUAUUCCUGUAUCAAGCAAUGAAACAAUAACAAAAUUAGAUACAAUUUAUCGUUCCGCACGACAUUUCCGAGAAACCGUUAACGAGGCCUGCGUCACAGCUGAGAAUAUUCGUCACUCUUCGGCAUCCACCGUGGAUCGUGGAAACAAUCGGAACGCGCCAUUUUCAUCUCUUUUCAGACGAGGUUGCGCGAGCAGGCAUGCGCAGAAACAACACCCCGUCAAACGCCGCCAGUGAAGCGGCGCGCCCUGCCGCACCGCGUAACCGCGCCCUUUCUACUCGAGCCGAAAAACGAUUUUCAUAAUUAGAAGCUCCUGUAAAACUCAAUAUCAGUUGAUAUUUUACAAGCCAAAAGGAACACCGUUUUUUUUAAGUAUUUAUUUUUCAAAGUUCUGCCAUUUUUACCUUGACGACGUAUACGACAUAACCGAAUUUCGUGCUAAGUGUGAGUUACUGUGAAUCUGUAUACUUUUAGUAAAUUAAUUGUGCGUGUGUGUAUUUAUGACUUUGAGAUUGCUACAUUGCUCGUUUAGUGAAAAUAUUGGUUCCGAUGUCUUUCAUCCGGCAGUGUUUUUUGGACAUUUACAACAACACAACGCACCUAAGCAUGGUGAUCAGACUAUGAAGUUUUUUGGAAAUAUUUAUAUAAACCUUUCGAUUUGAGCAUGCUGAUUAAAAGAAAAAUUACUCUGUGGACUAAACUAAAAUCCAAGCUUGUUAAUGAGAAGCAAGGUCAUCUCGCCCAGACAGAAUUACAAAAUAUAUGAUAUUGCAGCGAUAUUGACAUGAAGGUAUAUGCCACCAGAAAUGAAGAUAAUCCAGCGCUAGUGCGAACAUCCUCGACCGAAACACUAAAAUGGUCGACUCAUAGCAUUGGUUUUUCACGUUUGCGUCUAGUAUCCAAAAAGGUGGCUUUAGGCGCAGAAAAAUGUUAAUGUUGAUAAUAUUGUAUUUCAUUUCGUUUCCCGUUCUGACUACCAGAUCGGUCAAAGGUGAAACAACCAUGGAUUCUAAGUCACCACAACCUAUUAUAAGCUCCAGAGUUGUACGCACCAAGUAUGGUGACAUCAGGGGGUUUAUAGUUUCACCUGAGUCCAGGUUUUUAGAACCAGUAGAAGUAUUUAGGGGAAUUCCAUACGCAUCUCCACCCGUAGGGUCCUUAAGGUUUAUGCCACCUGUGUCAGGAGCUCAAUGGUCGGGAGUUAAAAUUGCAGAAGAAUUCAGCCCGGUUUGUCCUCAAGUUCUUCCUGACAUAAGAAACGAGACAGCGGUAUUGAAGAGAAUAUCAAAAGGAAGAUUGGAAUACUUGAAAAGGAUACUUCCCUUUUUAACAAAUCAGGCUGAGGAUUGUUUAUACUUGAAUAUCUACGCGCCAGCACAAGCCGGCGUACGAGAUGCUGUAGCCAGAUAUCCGGUGCUGGUAUUCGUGCAUGGUGAGAGCUACGAAUGGAGUUCGGGUAACGCCUACGACGGCUCUGUGCUGGCGUCGCACGCCGGUCUCGUCGUUGUCACCAUCAACUACCGCCUAGGAAUUCUAGGAUUCCUCAACCCACGUUCAGAUGAGUACCCACGCUCGCCAGCAAAUUACGGAUUAAUGGACCAAAUCGCAGCUUUGCACUGGAUCAAAGAGAACGUAGCAGUGUUCGGCGGUGAUCCCACUAACGUCACGCUCAUGGGGCACGGCACGGGGGCAGCCUGCGUGCAUUUUCUACUAACCUCAUUGGCUGUUCCUGAGGGUCUACUCUUUCACCGAGCCGUACUUAUGUCAGGGUCUGGCCUUAGUCCAUGGUCGCUUGUGGCUGACCCGAACAAAUACGCCGCCAUGGUAGCGACUCAUGCAAACUGUUCGCCAGAACUUACUCCUCCGGCACUUCUAAGAUGUUUACGGGAGCGUCCGCUCGAGUCACUUAUGUCAGCACCAGCGCAAGCACCGGACUUUUCUUAUGCAUUUGGGCCGAGUGUUGAUGGGGUCGUUAUUGAUACAGGCGAUCUUCUUAUUAACCCAGAAAAUGGGUAUGACUGGGGAGGACAACCUAGACAACCAGUGGGCAAGCAAACGCAGAACGCGAUCAACAUCAUCAACGCCGUCUUGAUGCGCAAGAGUGCUAUUGCUCAAUUGACCAAGUACGACCUAAUGCUGGGGGUCACAAAGGCCGAGGCCUACUUCGCAUUCAGCGGCGACGACGUCCAAUACGGUAUAGAGGCUGACAGGAGAUCCAAAAUAUUGAGGUCUUUUGUUAGAAAUACCUACAGCUACCACUUAUCGGAAAUUCUGGCUACAAUUAUUAAUGAAUACACGGAUUGGGAGCGUCCGGUGCAACAUCCUAUCAAUAUAAGGGAUGAAACGUUAGAGGCGCUGAGCGAUGCCCAAGUAGUGGCUCCGAUAGUUUUGACUGCGGACACACAUUCUGCAUUGAGACGUAAUUCAUAUUUGUAUGUUUUUGACUAUCAAACGAAAUACGGAGACUACCCACAGCGACAAGGCUGCAUCCAUGGCGAAGAGCUGCCCUACAUUUUCGGCGCUCCGCUUGUGGGCGGGCUGGCUCACUUCCCCCGGAAUUACACUAAAACUGAAGUCGCAUUAUCUGAAUCGGUCAUGCUAUAUUGGGGAAACUUCGCCAAGACUGGAAAUCCAAAUGAAGCCCAAGAAAGUGAUCCCAUACGCGCAGGAAGGCAGGAACGGGCAAGGAUGAAGAACAUUGAAUGGACGGCGUAUGAGGCUGUACACAAGAAGUAUAUUAGCAUCGAUACAAAGUCCAAAUUGAAAAAUCACUACCGGGCACAUAGGCUUUCAUUCUGGUUAAAUCUAGUACCAGACCUUCACCGGCCGGGGGGAGAAGAUGUUCCGUCGUCUCAUCACCAGCUUGAUAAUGACGAUCCGUCUCUACAAGCGACUAUAAAAACAUAUAGUCCGCCGCUUAAGAAAACGACAGAUUUAAUCCUAAUAGAUACAGGAGUUCCGACUAAGUUACCUAUACUAAACCUAAAUAAUAUAACUUCACCAUUAAACUUUAAUAAUAUAAUUGGAGUUAAUGCUCCAACCCUAAGUACUGUAGGAGGUAUAGAUGUUCAUAAAUCGGAAUCACCUACUAACUCCCCGCCAGAAGAUGGAUUUGCAGCAUAUUCAACUGCAUUAAGCGUGACUAUAGCUAUAGGAUGCUCGUUAUUAAUUCUUAAUGUUCUCAUAUUUGCGGGCGUAUACUAUCAAAGGGAUAAAACGAGAAUGAACGGUCAAGAUGCUCACUCGAAUGGCUCACAUUUAAAGAAACGGGUUGAAAAUGGUCAAAUGCCUAAUAAUAUAUGCGGAGAUCUUGAAGGAGCUCUUACUUAUCAAACGAGCCUCAAAAAUGACCCCGCAACAAUACUCAGUCACCAUCAUACACAUUCUCAUCACCAAUUGCCUCCGCCCGAGUUUGCAGAUUUGCCGAGUAAUAAUGUUACAAGUAUGGCUACAUUGCCCCGCGCACCACCUCCACCUAAAUUGGGAAAAAGUAAUAUAAAUACAUUAGCCAGUGGCCAGUUGCCUGAGAAUCAGCCUUUGCUCUCUGCACAUCAAAUGCAAAUGAUUAACACCAGUACUUUGACUAAAAAGAACACACAGUUGAACUCCAAGUCAAACGUGACGAUGGAAGAGCUGCGUGUGUGACGCCAGCGCGCCUGACUGCAACGGGCUGGGAGUUGCAGCGAUGUGGUUCACCAUGAUGAGAUUGUGUGACUUGAGCCGGACCUUCUCAAGUGUCUUACAGAUUACAUAUAGUCUGACGAGGUUAUCUCGGUGCCACUUUGAAGGUGUAUUGCUUAACUUGACUGACUGUAAAUUGAUGGUGACAUAGAUUUUUCUGUAAAAAACAUAAGACGUAGUAAAACUACAGUGAAAUAAAAGUGCUAAGGCACUAGUGUAGUUAAGUUAAAAUUAAUACAAUAAUGUUUGUAAAUAUAUGUAAAUACGAAGCCCUAUUGGUGUGUAAAUAUUUAUGUAGUAGACAGUUCAGUGGCAUAUCCAUCCUUAUAACAACUAUUUUAAUUAUAAUAGGGUGAGUUAGUACUAAUGAUUGUAUGGCGUGUGUAAUAGUGUUAAUUUCAGUCUUUUAUUAAAAUAAUUUCUAUAAUUUCGUUUUAAGUAACGAAUUUUACAUAUUAAGGCAAACAUUUAAUAGUAGACUGAAAUAACGACACAGUGAAUUUAAUAACAUAGUUUUAAUAGAGUCGAUCAUAAAUAUUUAAACGUUACAGAACACCAACUUAUUGCUGCUAUAAACUAAUUACCUAGUAGAAGCUGUAAUCGAUUUGUCACUACUAAGUUAAUGUAAUAGUUGUGUAAUCGUUAUCAUAUAUGAGCUGAAUUAGAUAUUAACUGUAGAAACAACAUUUCCAGUUAGUUACUUUUAAAUUGUACGUAUCGACUUCAUUGUUUAUUUCUUUGGACGAAUUUAUAGUAAUGACAAGAAUUAACUGUUUAUAAAUAAUAAAUAUUAAUAACCUUUGAUAUUGCAUAAAUUUUGCCUAACUUUUGAAUAUUUUUUAGACUUGUUGCUUUAAUACCUCCUGAAGGUUUGUUUACUUAUUAUUAUUACAAUUCCAGAAAAGUGAAUAUUAUGCAAAUGAUUUCCUUAGCCAGCGUAGAAGUCUAGAGGCUGACUUGUUACUGAUAUUUCAGUUAUAUCUGUGUGUCUCGCUAGUUAAGUUUGUACUUAUAUUGAUGCGAAAGAAAAACAUAUGUAUCAAUAACAUAUUAAGAUAGGCAUUAGUGGCCUAUAAAGUACGAGGUCUCUUAAUUGUGUCGUAACCCGGACACAUAAUCUAAGAGAAUUUAUGUCAAAUUGCGCAACGUAGUAAUGAUAAUAAUGUCGUAUUAUACUGAGUGCAAACCCCACAAACAGGAUAUCUCAGGGGCGCAGUCGGAGCCGCUCGUUGGCGUUUCUAGUGAGAAUGUGUGUAAACACAUGUAGCUACCGUUUACUACUCCCAACAGCUUGUGACUCGCAAAUACUUAACUGCAAGGGUCUGCCAUCUGGUGUAACGUUGAAACUGACUUACCAUGAACGUAUCAUGCGAAAUAGUUAUUUACGAUACAAGUGCGGAAAGUAGGAAAUUCGCAACGAGUGGUGAUAAAUUAAAACACGACCGAAGGGACCGUUCGUCCGCCCUUACGAAAUAUCUUCAUUAGUGACGUACAAUCAGCAAAUAUGUUCCCGUGCAUUCAAUUGUCCUUGGAUGACUGUACCGUAGUGAACUGAGUCGAAGGAACACGAUCAGACAGUAUUUUCACCAAAACUUCCAUAUUUUGUUUCUACGGUUAAUAACUAAUUUGUUUUGUUUCUGACAUAGACGGACCAAUAGCUGUAAAUAUGUAAAUAAUUUAAGAUAAUCUUGUAUAAGGCAGUAGAGUUCCCGUUUUAUUUACAUUCGAGUCCCUAAAUUGUGACUGAACUGAAGUAUCUAUUCGUAGUAAUAUAACAAUUUAAAGACAGAGUUUAAAAUAAAUGCACUAUUGUUAUUUUAUCCUUAGUAGGUAAAACAUGGCAGAAAAUCUAUGUUAGGUUUAUUGCAUUACUGCCUUGCUAACCGAGUACAAGGAAAUAUAACAUUUUCGAGCAUCUGUUCCGAACACGCAAAUUCAUCAUUUUUUGUAUGCGAUUAUAAUGCUAAAUUUAUCUGAUAUAUUUUUUUAAGGAAAAAGACCACGGUUAAUUUUUCGUCGUACCGGGUGUUGCCAAAGAUAUUACGGGUACAUAUUAAAGCACCGUGCGUGUCUAAUCGCAAUUUUACUAAAACAUUUUUUCCAAAGAAUACCUAUUUCAAAAAGGAUUAAAUAAUAUGCAAGUGCGAUAGACGGAUGAGUAUGAGGGAGAUAGCGAAAUUUAGAUUUUUUUAGCUAUAGGUGCAAAUCACUUCAGUUUUUCAUUCGUCUUUUUACCUCUCUAUCAUAGCGUCUCCUCGCUUACGAUAUUUUAGAAGAUAAUAAAAUUACAAGCUUUCUUCAUCAAUAAAGUAGUAGGUAUCAACAUCAAGUGCAAUAUUGCCAACAGGGAACUGUUGCAAUAAGGAAUUAUACAACCACAUUUUAAGAGUUCUUUUUAUCGAAAUCUUAUAUCUCAUUAUAGCUUUUCUAGUCAGACUCACGAGGACCUGAUUGGCCUUCUUGGGUAAUAUAUAUGUGAUCUCAAUUAAAUGAGAAAUUGAACAAACCUAAACGUCAUAAUAUUUACACAUUUAUUAAAACGCGCUUAGCCAGUUUCCUUAAGAUUUAAAUGGGACUAACUGCCACGCAUUCUUUUAAUUUUGAAGGCUGUAAAAAAAAAGAUAACAUCUUUCUUUAUUAUCUUCAUUAUCAAUAAUAAGCUCUUUAUUAUCAAUAAUAAGCUGUUAACUCGUAUACACCUUCAUAACGCUGUUCUUAAGGUUCUCUUAAACCCGUCGCAUAGAUCGUGUGCACUUCAAGGGAGUAGGUACCUGCACAGAGCUUUGUACGACUUUUUACUAUGACGAUUUGCGAUAACUCGAAAAUGGUUUGACUGAUCAGGUUCGUUACAGUUUAAAUUUUUAGGGUUCCGUACCCAAAGGGUAAAACGGGACCCUAUCACUAAGACCGUUGACCGCUGUCCGUCUGUUCGUCCAUCCGUCCGUCUGUCACCAGGCUGUAUCUCAUGAACCGUGAUAGUUAGACAGUUGAAAUUUUCACACAUGAUAUAUUCUGUUGCGGCAAUAACAACAAAUACUAAAAAACAGAAUAAAAUAAAUAUUUAUGCCGGCUAUUUUUGCCAUUUUUUGCGUAAUGGUACGGACCCUACGUGCGCGAGUCCGAAUCGCACUUAGCCGGUUUUUUAAUUGAUUGUUUUUUUCUUAUUUCUUAGACCCAUGGUUCAAAAGUUAGCCCCACCCAUUAUUUUUUCGUUCAGAGCGAUUAUUUCGGAAAAUAUUCACCUAAUCAGAAAAUGUUUGUUGAAGACCCCUAUUCGUUUUGAAAGACCUAUUCAAAGACCCCCAACUAGAGUUGUUAAAAGACUAGUCUUGAAGACUUUGAAACCUUAAAAACCUUGAAGGUUCAGCUUCGAAGACUUGAGCGUUGCAAGUUUGAGCUCAAAAAAGGUUCAGAACCUCAACGACUCAAGCUUUUUACGAGCUCUUAAGAGUAAGUUUUUAAGACUCAGGCCUCAUAGAGAGCUCAAGCUUUAAAAACUCGGGCCUAUUGAAAGCUCAAUCCCCGAACCUCGAAGGCCUGAGUCGAGCGUUAAGAGCUCAAACAAUGAGCGUUCUAGGCAGAAAGUAUUUUUAUGUUUUUUUUUAAAGAAUAUUAUGAACCUAACUACGUUGCCACUUUGUAGUCAUGUCUGGGUGUAGUGAUUAACAGAUCGCAAAAAGACUGAUGACACUCAUAAAAUUGAUCUGCAGUCGAAAUAAAUCUUUAACUUUACGUUUAGAGGUAUUGUUUAUUCACUCUAAUUGGUAUUUUACAAACAAAAAUGCGAGAAAUUCCAAAUAUAUGUUUUUCUUUUUCCCCGUUUUCACAAAAAUUAUUGUAAUAUUUUUUAAUUCUAAUGACCUCAGAAUUACGCUGUUAAAAUCGCUCGGGUUCCUCACGGGCACCCAGUAUAACUAUCAAAUAUGGCAUAGAUUGAUCUUAUUUGUUAGAAGCUUUUAAGACUUAAAUGCUCCAAACCCUAUAGACUUAAACUUUCAGAGCUUAGGGGGCUUUAAAGCUUGAUGCCUAAAAACUCGAGGUUUCUCUGAACGUAAGUAGCAACGCAAACUUAUUAAUUUGAGGCUUAUACGGUCGAGGCUUGUGACUUCGAAAAGGCCUUCGACACUGUGAAAUGGAGCGCGUUGUGGUCUAGCUUAAGCAGGAGGGGUGUCCCUACCUGUAUCGUCCGCAUAAUACGCUCUUUAUACGAAGGUAGCACAUGCAGGAUGGUCCAUGAGAAAGAGCUUGGAGCGCCGAUACAGAUAUCAGCCGGAGUAAGGCAAGUGUGCCUUCUAUCACCGCUUUUAUUUGUGAUUUGUCCCAUUUUUCCGGUUUUCACUUAUAUCAUCGAAACUUUGCGUCUUCGGGACAUUACUUACAUAAAACGAAAGCUGAUUAAAAUUGCUACAAGUUUAAUUCUGUUAAAUAUUUUCGAUAUCUUGAAAGUUAUCGAGAUAUUCUCUCUUGAAAGUUUAUUUUAGGGCUCUCUUUUUAUGUUAUGUACACUAGUGAAGCUAUUAGGCCAAUAUAGCUAUUAGGUUUGGUAUCGUUUUCGUGUACGUAAAUCGGGAGUGCCAAAUUCAUUUAUGGUAUCGUAUUGACACCUUUCCGAAAUAAAAGUAUUUAUAUAAACUUUAAACAAAUACCGUUUUUUACCUCCUUUUCCCUCUUAAACCUCUGAACUGAUGUAGUUGAAAUUUGGUAUAGAGAGAUUUUGGUUCCCGAGACAGGACAUAUAGAUUUUGUCUCAAAAAUUAUCCGUUAAAAGUGUGAAAUGGGCUGUGGGGGCAAUUCAGCUUUUUCACCAAACUGGAAUUCCUGAGAUUAAUACUGAUAAAGUUUAGGUUUAAAUUCAUGCUUGAAAUCUUUUUCAACUAAAGCCAGUACCGAAAAAAAAAACUGUAAAUUUCAAACCCCUUUUAAUUUUUUUUCCAAGUAAGAUGAUUACGAC
Messenger RNA from Cydia pomonella (codling moth), 9165 nucleotides. It is a transcript of the gene Nlg3, whose product is annotated as neuroligin-4, X-linked-like. Bases 1461 to 4178 code for a protein of 905 amino acids. Gene Ontology annotation, cellular component: synapse; postsynaptic membrane; cell surface. Lineage: Eukaryota; Metazoa; Arthropoda; Insecta; Lepidoptera; Tortricidae. The transcript has 14 exons. Gene Ontology annotation, molecular function: neurexin family protein binding; signaling receptor activity. Gene Ontology annotation, biological process: synaptic vesicle endocytosis; chemical synaptic transmission; postsynaptic membrane assembly. The record is from RefSeq and is a predicted model, not a curated record.